AUGAUUAAGCGGUUUUCGGCCAGCGAAGCUCAACGGAUCAGGCAGCUUAUUUCUGGGGAAGAGCUCGGUGAUAGGAAACCAAGCGUGUUUCUUAGACACUUGCGCUCCCUGUCUGGCAACCUAACCGACGAGACCAUUUUAAGAGAACUAUUUCUCCAGAGACUCCCUAGGACGGUCCAGGCAAUUUUGACAGCCCAGUCUGAGUUGAGCCUGGAAAAAAUUGCUGAGCUGGCGGACAAAAUUUUAGAAGUGACUCCCUCAUCUACUGGGAUUAUGUGCGCCACUGCGCCACCCGCGCCUUCUAACAAUGAGUUAGUCCCCAUCAUUGCCCAAAUACAGGCACUCAGUAAGCAGGUAGCGGCUUUGUCUACACGUCAGUUGCGAUCAAGGUCCAGUUCUCGCCGAUCUUGCCCUAGAUCAAGGUCCGCGACGCCUGAAGGCUUGUGCUGGUACCACAGUCGGUACCAGAGCAAAGCUGUCAAAUGUAUCCGGCCGUGCUCCUGGUCAGAUCCGAUUCCGGAAAACCAAGGAAUCAGUCAACGGUAA
Messenger RNA from Hyposmocoma kahamanoa, 546 nucleotides. RefSeq lists its product as uncharacterized. Lineage: Eukaryota; Metazoa; Arthropoda; Insecta; Lepidoptera; Cosmopterigidae. The record is from RefSeq and is a predicted model, not a curated record. The transcript has a single exon. The coding region runs from base 1 to 546 and encodes 181 amino acids.